Messenger RNA from Suillus fuscotomentosus, 417 nucleotides. Its product is annotated as U3 small nucleolar ribonucleoprotein complex, subunit Mpp10. Gene Ontology annotation, cellular component: small-subunit processome; nucleus; sno(s)RNA-containing ribonucleoprotein complex. Gene Ontology annotation, biological process: rRNA processing. Lineage: Eukaryota; Fungi; Basidiomycota; Agaricomycetes; Boletales; Suillaceae. The annotation marks the transcript as partial. The record is from RefSeq and is a predicted model, not a curated record. The transcript has a single exon.
UUGAUGGGGGAGGCCACGUCGAGAUCUCGACCUCAAGAUUCUUUGCUGCAAGAAGAUUUAGAGUUUGAACGAACGAUGAAAGCGGUGCCUGUCAUCACUGAAACUGUGGUUCAAGGUCUGGAAGAGCGAAUAAAAGCUUGCAUAAAGGAUGGCCGAUUCGACGAUGUCGUGCGGAUUCGCGCUAUCGACGAUAAACCUUUCCUUCCGUCACGAUUUUUUGAGCUCCAGGACACCAAAUCUUCCCAGUCACUUGCUCAAAUCUACGAGGAUGAGUACGUCGUCGCACAGAACGGCGGUACGGGAGGUGACGACAGAGACGGUCGGCUCAAGAAGGAGCACGACGAAAUUACAAAACUCUGGGAUAGUAUAUGCAGCAAGCUAGAUGCACUUUGCAACGCGCAUUACACUCCAAAAGCG